Bacidia gigantensis is the source of this 672-nucleotide messenger RNA. RefSeq lists its product as uncharacterized. Bases 1 to 672 code for a protein of 223 amino acids. Gene Ontology annotation, cellular component: nuclear body; RecQ family helicase-topoisomerase III complex. The record is from RefSeq and is a predicted model, not a curated record. The transcript has a single exon. Gene Ontology annotation, biological process: double-strand break repair via homologous recombination; resolution of meiotic recombination intermediates. NCBI's taxonomy places the organism in Eukaryota, Fungi, Ascomycota, Lecanoromycetes, Lecanorales, Ramalinaceae.
AUGUCCAACCCGCAGGCUCAAGUGGUAGCUCAACUUGCAUCCAAAGGGCUUCGCCCUAAUUCGCAGUGGUUAUCAUCAAUUCUAGGCUCUCAGAAAAGUAACCCUCCGAUUCAGUCGCUUGUUCAGACAAUACAAUUCCGUCUCCUCACGUCAGAUAUCACGAGCACACUUGCCCGUGAUGCAUGUUUCCCUACUGACGUUGCAAGCCCUCAUGUUAAGGAGCGUAAGCUAGCAGGAUCGGUUCUAGUGCAGCUUUUGGAUAUAGAAGACAUAAGCAAAAGUCGAUGGGAGCAGGUUGAGGCAAUUGAAGCUAUCGAACGUGGGGAAGGCAAGAAAGGGAGGGAGAUUAUCCGCGUUGCUACGACAGACGAGAAUGAUGGUCAAGGUGAAGGAGCUGAAGUGCAGAAGGGAGGCAUUCACAAAUUACUUCUGCAAGAUGCAUCAGGCAACCGAGCUUACGCCAUAGAACUGAAUCCCGUGGAAGGUAUAGGAUUGGGCAUGAGUAUCGGGUGUAAGUUUUUGUUGCGGGAUGCUAUCGCUGCUAGGGGCAUGGUAUUGCUUGAACCAAGAGUGGUGACUAUUCUUGGGGGCAAGAUUGAUGCUUUACAUAAAGCCUGGGAAACGGAGAGAAAGGCUAAGCUAAAACAAGGCAUUGAAGAACAGGGACUUUAA